Molecule: messenger RNA, 1376 nt
Organism: Jatropha curcas
Lineage: Eukaryota; Viridiplantae; Streptophyta; Magnoliopsida; Malpighiales; Euphorbiaceae
Product: F-box/kelch-repeat protein At3g23880
Molecular function (GO): protein binding
Source: RefSeq, a predicted model, not a curated record
UUCAGGACUUAAAAGCUGGAAUCCCGAUAGAGCGAAUGGAACUACCUAGCUAGGGUUAUCCUAAUUAUCUACUACAAAGGAGCAAAAAGAAAAAACCAUCGCUUCGCAGCUAUGCAUCUACCGGAGGAUAUCGGAAGAGACAUUCUUUCAAGAUUACCAGUUAAAUCAUUAAUAAGAUUCAGGUGCGUACAAAGAUCUUGGGUCUCCCUCUUCCAAAACCCUAAUUUCAUAAACCAACACAUCGAUCGCUCGAUUUCCUCCAACACUACCACUUUCAUAUUCAACCGUGGUUGCAAAGGAUUAUCCGUUUCAGCUAUUUCUAACUAUAAGCUGUCUGUAACUUCUUUUAAUGUUCAACACCCUUUUUUAACCUGCGCAAAUAUUAUGGGUUCAUCUAAUGGUCUUGUCUGCGUCUUCCUCUAUUCUUCUCGUUACCUAUAUUUAUUGAACCCAGCUACUAGAGAAUAUAUCGACACUGCUUGUCCGUUUCCAGAUGAUAAUUCUUCGGGUGUUGUUGGGUUUAGUCUUUUUGGGUUUAGUUUUAUUGAGGAGCUUAAUGAUUAUGUGAUUGUGGCAAGUUUUUUUCGGAGCAAUGACAAAUUUAUUGUGUAUAAAAGGAAUAGUAAUUCUUGGGUAACAAAAAAAACCUCUAAGUUGCAAUAUGAUGGCAUAGACAUUGCGUCUGAUACCGUGGUUAAGGGAUCCUUUAAUUGGAUAGCAAGUAAAAAAGAUAUUGGGAAAGUGAUAUUGUCCUAUAAUGUUGGAAAUGAGGAUUUUGAAGAGAUAGAAUUUCCUGAUUCUCUUUGGCAAAUAAUGCAUAUUACAAAGUUGAAGGAUUCACUUGCUAUAGUUAGUGCUUAUCGUUGGAAUAAUGUGCACUAUGACUAUGAGAUUUGGGUUAUGAAUGAAUAUGGUGUAAAAGAGUCAUGGACUAAAAAAUUUAUUAUUGAUGGGAUUUUUGGAUAUAAGCCGGUGUUAACAUGUCAGGAGAAUAUUGAAGGAGAGAUUACUCUCCUAACUCAAAGACACAAUCUUCCAGAGUUUGUCAAGUAUAUCCCCAAGAAACAAGAAGUCAUAACUUUGAGCGGUGCUCCGAAUUAUAUCUGGAGAGCUGAUGUUUAUGUAGAGAGCCUAGUUCCAGUUAGAAUAUCUUGAUGGAAGAAACUGAUUAGCGAAUUGCCAUUAUCCAUGUAAGUUCCAAUAAGAAGGAGAUGUGUUGGUUUUAGGAAUAUUCCUUCAUGUUUGGCAUUGCUUUAGGCAUUGCUUUUAAUCUUAUAUGUAACAAACUGCAUGUAUGUUUUGUUUAGUAAUUAAUAGUUUGCGAAUCAAUUAUAUAUUAUGCAUAUGAAAAUCGUAAUGAAUAGGAGUUUUUCAUA